Molecule: messenger RNA, 1695 nt
Organism: Exophiala mesophila
Lineage: Eukaryota; Fungi; Ascomycota; Eurotiomycetes; Chaetothyriales; Herpotrichiellaceae
Exons: 1
Coding region: 1-1695 (564 amino acids)
Source: RefSeq, a predicted model, not a curated record
AUGCCAUCCGUUGUCACCAAGAUAAAAGAUGCACUCCACGGGGAUCAUGACAGCCGGGACGAGUAUCGGUCGGAUGGACUAGAAAGAUCCGACGACCGAAUCUCAGGUACCCACGGCCAUGGCUCCUCCAAUCUUCCUGGAUCGUAUCCUGGUCAGGAGUCAGGAACAUCGCAAGCUGUCCAUCAGGACGGCCGAGAAUAUGUCGCUCCUCAUGGAACUGCAGUCGGACAACAGAGUCAAAAUACUGGUGGCUCCCUCGACCCUGUUGGAUCUAACCAACCGCAUUCUAGGACCACAACCACGACCCAGACAUCAACCCACGGCGGGUUUGGUGACGCCUCACAAGGAUACGGGACGACAGGACAUCCGCAAGACCGACCCCUUGGUGAAAUUCAACCUGGUACCCGUGGCCAGAAUGAAGUCACUGAUGACCGUAAUCUGAUGGACCCUGCUUCACGAGGCACAGGAUCCAAUGUCCUCGAUGGAAGUCGUACUGGCACCGAUACCACCAGCGGUGGCGGGCUGGGACAUGAUUCUCGCUCGACGGGGUCCAAUAAACUCCAUCGCCGCGACGAUCCUCGAGGCUACGAAUCCAACCCUGGUCAUAGCUCUACUACUCACGGCUCAUCUAAUGUUGCCGGGAGCGGUGUCACAAGCGGCCACAAGGGUCAAGGCCAGCAUCUCCGCGAAGAGAUUGCUGAUCCAAAUGAUCGCCGUCACGCAGGUGGUUCGUACGGGACCGAUCAAUAUGACGAUAAAACCCGUUCGUCGCAUCAUGAUCCCAGCCGAGCCGCCGCUGUAGGGGCAGGAGGCGUCGGCGCAGGUCUUGCAGCGUCACAGAUCCCUGAUCGCUCACGCCGUCAUGACAAUGAUGACUCACGACACGCUUCUUCCAAUAUAGGUGGGAACCAGUCUUAUGAUACUGCAAGCAGUGGAACCAGCCGACAUGACUAUGCCGGUCGUGAUACUGGCCGUGACACUGGCCAUGGAGGUAUCUAUAACACUGUCGUCGGCGCUGGAAGUGAAGACGAUCACACCCGUCCUCACGGCGCUCACGGUACUCACGGCUCGGGAAUCGGAUCUGGCUCUGGUCCUGGCCCUACCGGCAGCGGCCGCCAAUAUGAAUCUCAUCCCGGCACAACCUCUGGCCUCAGCGGCCAAGGUCACGUCCCUCGUGAAGCAGGCGAUGGUCGCCACACCACGUCUGGAGGCAGAUCAGGCCUAUCGGGCCCCGAGGCUGCCGGUCUAGCUGCUGCUGGCGCAGGAGUCGGCGCAGCCGGUGCAUAUGGUGCAUCACGAGCCCAUGACCGUGAUGGAGAUCGUGCCCAAGGUCAAGGCCAAGCUGGCGGCCAAUAUUCAGAUACAGGUCUUGGAUCUCGCGGUGGUGGUCCGGAUACGUCGAUGAAUCCAUCUGCAUAUCCCGCCCAAUCUCAAUCUCAAUCUCAAUUCCAGCAGCCAGGCGCCAUGGGACAAGGUCCUACCGGCCGAGGUGCGAUGGCAAGAGACUCAAACGCCAUUCCUGGUGCGGGUGGAAUGGGGCCUUCGUCGUCUUCUUCUUCUGGUGGUGGUGGACAUGGAUUGGAUUCCCUCCCUCCUGGCGCCAGACUACUGCACAAAUGUACCCAUUGCGGCCAGGACAAUGAUAUUAGCCAUUAUUUGAGGAAAGAUGUGGCAUAUCGUAUCGAGCAACAGUGA